Messenger RNA from Emericellopsis atlantica, 1999 nucleotides. RefSeq lists its product as uncharacterized. Bases 118 to 1731 code for a protein of 537 amino acids. Gene Ontology annotation, cellular component: transcription export complex 2. Gene Ontology annotation, biological process: transcription elongation by RNA polymerase II; post-transcriptional tethering of RNA polymerase II gene DNA at nuclear periphery; poly(A)+ mRNA export from nucleus. Gene Ontology annotation, molecular function: double-stranded DNA binding; RNA binding. The record is from RefSeq and is a predicted model, not a curated record. NCBI's taxonomy places the organism in Eukaryota, Fungi, Ascomycota, Sordariomycetes, Hypocreales, Bionectriaceae. The transcript has 3 exons.
UAACCUGUAGAACAGGCCAUUGACGACGGGACUGGACCUCUCGUAUACUGCCAACGUUUCUCAACCUCUUCAUCAUCCAAAUUUCUUGACUGCCGCGACGGUGCGACAGCACACAUCAUGUCCCGGGUCAACGAACUGCUCGUCACAAUACGCAAAGAUAUCGCAAGCGGCAACGGAGAAAAACUCAGGCAAUGGCUGCAGGUGGUGCCAGAAGCCCCGGCUAGCUACCAUGAAAUGGGCCAGGAGCUUCGUGGCAAGCGGGACAAGCCAUUGCACGGAUCCCUCGAGAAAUGGAUCGAGCAUAUGAUCCCCGACGAGACGGACCAUGCCAAAGAAGGGCAGAUCACUGCGUGGGGCGGGCUGUACGCGUUUAUCAAGGAGUAUCUCAUCUACUGGCGCGAUGCCGAUUGGAAUGAUCUGCUGAGAACGCACGAGCUUCUCACCAAUCUUGUCAAUGCCAGCGCAACAGCCUUCUCGUACCCCUCUGGGGGUGACAUACUCAUGCAGACAUGCUUGGCCCUCUCACAGACCCUCGCACAGCUGACAAUGACGCUGAGCCGGCGACCAGACCUGCUUCGCAAGGCAAAGCGCGCAGAAGAUGCGAGCGGCGACGGGGGAGGCGACGAUGGCCAAGGCUCCAUCAUUGGCAGGACCUCCGAAACCAUCAAGAAGAUCUUUACGACGUGUCUUCAAGAUCGUACAACAGACAGGUGGACGGCGCCAAAGGGGAGAAAGCAAGCCGUCUACACAUUCGCAAACCUGGUCCUCAAGCUCUCUUUUGCGUGCCGCAAAAUCACACCAGCAACCAUGCUGCUCAGUCAGAUGGCCUCACAAGCACCGCUGCUCAACCUCUACCCAGCCGCGCAACGCGUCACCUUUCUCUACUACCUCGGCCGCUACUGGUUCGCCAACACACACUACCUCCGAGCAGCGCACUGCCUCGAGGCAGCAUACCUCCAGACUCUCCCCACAUUCGUCACACAUCGCGCCAGGAUUCUCACCUACCUCAUCCCGUGCAACCUCCUCCUAGGGCGCUUCCCCUCCCAAAACCUCCUCAGCAGACCCGAGGCCAAGAACCUGGCCCCUGUCUUCUUCCCGCUCUGCGCAGCCAUACGCUCCGGCGACUUCGCAGCUUUCCAGGCGCAUCUCGCCACGCAGCAGGAUUGGCUCUACGAGCGAGGCCUAUUCCUCCAACUAGCACACAAGUUACGGCCACUGCUAUGGCGGAGUCUGGCGAGGAAGACGUUCAUCCUGACAUAUCAGCCGCCCGAGGACGCCUCGUCGCGCAAAGCCGCCACGCUUGACCUGGCCGACUUGCAGACCGCCGCGUCGUUCCUGCAGAGACGGAUCGAAGGCUACACGCCCUCGUCGACCACGCAUCGCCCCUCCCAGGGCGUCAACCCACUGGCCGUGCACGCGGCCCGGAACAAUGCCAACACGACGCUCGUCGCGCCGCCCAGUGGGCCACGCAAGCUCCGCUCGCACGAGGGCAUCCUGUGGGGCAAUGCGCAGAUCACCGCGGAGGAUGUUGAGAUGAUGGUGGCGGAGAUGGUGCAGCAGGGCCUUAUGCACGGGUUCGUGGCGCAUGGGCAGGGACGUUUCGCCAUCAUAGGCGCAAAGGCCAAGGGACCGGUGGCUGCAGGGUGGCCAACCCCGUGGGCAGCGAUAGCAGAUAGGAAGUACGACCAGUACUACGAUCAGGAGGAUGUACCUGGGUGGGUGAAGGCUUGAUGAAGUGUACAUGCGUAUAUAGCGAGGGACAUGGUACGAUACCCAUACGAAGAAUGCAAGGCGCCGUUGAGAUCACGAGGAGACGGGAGUCAUGAUUCUUUAUAAAUUACUUGUUCGAUCGUAUACACGCCCUUUCCCCCUCCCACCGAGAAACUGCGCUAUCCUGAAAGUGCCGAAGAAGAAGGAGAAGAAAUACCCUCUCCUCGUGUACAUGGCCCGUGGCGUCGUGUCCCAAACUUGAUAUCACUGAGAAAGAUUUUUGGCUUUU